GGAUAUUGCUCACUUAAUGCCUCACGAUCAUCCUCUUGAAAUAUUCAAAACUCUAACUUCCUCAUAUACGGUUCCAUUACCAACUGUUAGAAGAAGUUCCAUCUCGUCAGUUUCUUCAACACUUUCAAAUAUUUCUACUCAUGCGACAAUAAAAAAUCUGGGACUACAUGAUGAUAAAAAUAGUGUCACUUUCUAUUUGAAUAAAAAAACAAAGAGAAAUAGUCGAUCUAGCGAAAAGAAAUUGCGUAUCCGUGUUUUAAUAUACGCAGAUGAUUUACCCACUAAUUUGCGCUCCAAAGGACCAACAAUUCCAAGAACUUCUAUGUCUGUGCCAAAACAUCUUGCUGAAAAAGCUGCUCGGAGACGUUCAAGAGAAGAAGCAAAACCCAAAGAGAAAACUAUGGUCGUGCCAGGGAUUGCUACUGUUAGUAAUGUUAUAGAAAAAGCAAUGGAAAAGUUCGGAAUUCUUGAUGGUAUUGUUGAUGAUGGUGAACGAAUAUUAGAUGAUGAUGAAGGAAACCCUCGUUAUAGGCUUAUGGUUAUCGUUGAUGGUGAAGAAAAAUUAUUGGAUCCCGGAAUAAAUUUAGUUUCAGUAUAUCCUUCACCACCAAAUCUUUACCAUUUAUCAAUUGAAUCUUUUGAUUCAAGUUCAUCGCUAACAUUGGAUUAUCGUCCUGAUGAACCUAUAUUUGUUUUACGACUUUUACGACCUGAAGAUCGGCAACAACGCUCUAUGCCAUCAGCUUCUGAAAUAAAUCGUAUCACACGAGAAAUGAAACUAAAUUCUCCAACAACACAGGGUUCGAAUUCUAACAAAGAAAAUAAUGAAUUCCUAUCCAAGAAACAAUUAAUAGAGCAACAGCGUAAAUAUAGUCGAGCUAAACAAAAAUCGAUCAUUUCUGCACGAAAAAAUGCAGAAGGAGUGGACAUUCUCACAAGAAUUGGAUCUAUUAGAAGUUCUAGAAUAUUCGGAUCAAAAAUACGAUAUUCUUUUAUUCCAGCUGAAGGUGGAGAGAUUGAUAUUAGUGAUAUUAUUGAAGAUAUUUGGGGUGAUGAUGAAGUACUAGGUGUGAUAGCUGAUGAAUCAGAAUCUACCAAGGAACCAUCACCAAGUUCAUCUACAGAAGAUUCUAAUGAAAAUGGACUUUCUCCUGGUACACCUUCAUUCAUUAAUAAAAAGGAACAAUAUAGAAGAAGCACACAAAACGUGGAUAUUUUAGAAAAGAUGGUUAAUGAUAAUAAUUCUGAGUCAAUGGAAGAUAGAAUAGAACGUGUAUUAAAUAAGGUUAGGAAAGGUUAUUAUGGUACUGGUGCAAUUAAAAACCGUCAAAAUCAAACAAAUAAGCAUAAAAACGUAACAAAUUCUAACGAAUUUACUUCCAAGGAUAAAAAUGAACUUCAAUCAGUUAGGAACAAUGAAUCAAAAAGUGAAUCUGUAGAUUUAGUAUCUGAAUCUACUGAACAAAUUAGUGAUCUACCAUCAAGAACAAUAGUAACUAAAACAAAGAAAAGAUCACCUUCUGCAGCAUCAGCUAGUUCAGUGAAUUCCAUAAAUACGACGGAAUCUUCUACACCAACACGAAAAAGAAGACCGUCUUCUAUAUCAUCAUCAUCAACAGAAAAUGAUUGGAUAUUAACAGAUGAUUUUGGUUUACAAGAACUAUUAGUUUUAGUAAGAUCAGGUGUUAAUAUGUUAGAAUUAAAAGAAAGACGUAGGAGCGGGUGGCACUUGAACGAUGAUCCAGAAAAGAUUUUAGAACAAAUUAAACCCACAGAAAUUUUAGAUGAAAUUAAAGCUGUAUUUUCAAAUGUUAAUGAAGAACUCGAUAAAUUAGAACAGGAACUGGAUCAAAUAAUGGAUGAUGCUGUUAGAGCUUUUUAAUAAUUUAAAAAACGGCUAGCGGGCUAGUUUUUUUAUAUUAAUUGUUUUAACUUACAGUAGAUUAUUUAUUUAAAUGUUAGUUCUUAUAACAAUUUAUUUAACCACUACUUAAACGUGUAUUUUACCUAGUUUAGAAAUUGUAAUGAAAUAUAAUGAGAGAUGUACAGUAUAAAAAAAAUUUCCAUGU
Molecule: messenger RNA, 2069 nt
Organism: Rhizophagus irregularis DAOM 181602=DAOM 197198
Lineage: Eukaryota; Fungi; Glomeromycota; Glomeromycetes; Glomerales; Glomeraceae
Source: RefSeq, a predicted model, not a curated record